Meloidogyne enterolobii is the source of this 884-nucleotide messenger RNA. NCBI's taxonomy places the organism in Eukaryota, Metazoa, Nematoda, Chromadorea, Rhabditida, Meloidogynidae. The record is from the annotation of a GenBank genome assembly.
UUACUUUUGCCCCGCCUUUUCAAUAUCACUCACUUGCGCACCCUUGUAUAUAAAAGUCAGUUUAGACGAGGCCAAUUUUAUUUUGUUGAUUCUUCACGUAAUCAUUUUUUCUUCUUCGUUUUACUACCUUUCAGUCUUCCCCCUCUCUCCAAGUAAUUUUCACACAUUUUUACGGCUCCCACCUUAUAAUAAUUUUAUUUAUUAAUAACUCAUUCCUUUUUUAUUAGAAAAUCGCUAAAAUGAUAGUAAAACUCGUCUCUGUUCAAAUAUUAUUAUUUUUGGUUGCCGAAUUGUUUAAUGAGGGACAAGCGCAAAUGGUGAAACAAUGCCUUUGUUCACAGACGGAACCUUGUGCCCAAAAAUAUUUUGGAGCGUUGGAACCGUGUAUAGAGUCGUGUCAGCACCAUCUACAAGCAUUGGGAGGAAACUUUGCUGCAUUAAAACAAUGCUUCAAACAAAAACAAAGUUUGAUAUCAUCUGCAAUUCAAUGCACACAGGGGCAAAACAAAAAUGCAUGUGCUCAGUCAGGCGGGGAAAUGGUUCCCAAACGAUACCCUGAAACAAUGCAAAUUGCAGCAUUUGCUGAAAUUAACAAAAUGAUAAAUAGCAUGGGAUUGGGGAACGAAGCAAAAGGUUUUAUGGCCGUUGGUAAGAAAAUGUUUGGAUGUGUACGAACAUGUAUGGCUAAAAAAUCUGGAAAUUGUGAUAAGAAAAUGGCUUGCGGACUCAAGUUACCCCCAGACAACGUUCUUGUUCAAUCAGCAAAACAGUGCGCAAUUAGCAGCGGCUUAAAUACUGAAAACGUAAGAGCAUUGUGUCAAUGUUCAGCUGGGGCUGGCGUCAAAGGCCUUGGAAGCGUUUGCAGCAAAAUAAAGAUAACUUAA